This is a messenger RNA of Ananas comosus (pineapple), 2143 nucleotides long. RefSeq lists its product as uncharacterized. The record is from RefSeq and is a predicted model, not a curated record. The coding region runs from base 685 to 1740 and encodes 351 amino acids. NCBI's taxonomy places the organism in Eukaryota, Viridiplantae, Streptophyta, Magnoliopsida, Poales, Bromeliaceae. The transcript is spliced from 4 exons.
UUCGUGUCCGUGCUUGUUCUUGUUCUUGACCAUUAAAUCCGGAUACUACGUUUUACACAUAUUGGCACGUAUGCUUCUCGCCAUGUAUUUAUAUUUAUGGAUAUACAGGUAUGCUCUUCGAUGUUUAAUUUAUGUGUUUAUAUCCUAAGAAAUACCUUAUACCUGUAUCCUAUUCGAAGGCAGAAAAUCAUAACAAGAGUUUUUACAAGAUAAUGUACACAUAAAAGUUGGUGUAUUUUUUUAUUUUUAUUUUUUUGAGAGAUUUAAGUUACGUGUAUAUUCUAUUUCUGAACAUAUCUCUGGGUGUAUUCCUAACAUUGUUUUUAACCUCGCCGCUGAUCUGGUGGGGUCCAUCCUUUCCAGCUUUCGUGCACUUCUCGACUCUUCACUUGCAGUGCCACGUGCAGUCUUCAUUCCACAUGCACGAGGACACGUCUGGACAACACCGGAAGAUCAAGGAACAACACUCUACUCUCCCUGUGCAUGAAUAAUGAUACCUAUCCACUCCUCUUCUCUUUUGCACAGUGUCUAUAAAAUUUGCACCGUGUCUAUAAAAGGUGACACAAGCAGAGUGGAACACAAGUCUUUUGGUUUCUUACUUCGGUUCUUUUUACCCAUUUGCAGGAUCGUAGAUAGGAGCGGUAAAGAGUAAAAACUUAAACUUGACCAUCAAAAUCAAUAAACAUGGGUCCAGGCGAGGAGGUAAAGACGAGACCGGAACCCAACGUAGAGAGUUUGGAAAAGGGGGAGAUAUUCUUCUUCUAUAGGCCCAAGGUUAACAAGGAGGAAGCUCAGGGUCCUGAUGACGUGCAGCGCAUCUACAUCGUCCUUCGCCCGCAAUCCGGAAAGCAACCCGUGGAGGAGAAGCAGGCAUCCGAGUCUGGCAAGGAAGGUCGGAAGAAAGGCCGGAGUAUUAAGGAAGGCAGCGGAAAGCAACCCGUGGAGGAGAAGCAGGCAUCCGAGCCUGGCAAAGAAGGUCGGAAGAAAGGCCAGAGUAAGGAAGGCGGUCGAAACAACGACACCGUCGAAGGCGGCCGCGGCACGGAGGAGGUGGACAUAGAGAAGCAACCGCUGCUGCGUUUGAUAGUCAUGGGGAAGAAGAGGUUACCUAAUCCGAGCGAGAGAAGCCGCCCCUUCUGGGGCUUCGUGGAGCUUGUCACCACUAACGUUGACGACAUCAAAACAGCUCUUAAAGGGGAGGAAUACGAUACCGCGACGCGGGGCCGCCGCCACAGACCGCCUGCGAGGGCGCUGGCGGAGGGCGUGUAUCGCAUCCUACGCCACGUCCCGUCGGGGAGGCAGGGUCGGCAGGAGCACACCCACCUCAUCUACAAGCUCGAAUUGCCCCCUUCCGGCAGCGAGGGCGAGCCGCAGGAGUCCUUCAACGUCGAGCGCGAGGCCUCCUUCCUCAUCCAGAUCAAGAAUCCCGAAGUCGGCCGCGGCGACGGCAGCGACAUCGGCGGCGGCUUCAGGGGUCUGCAGACCAAGCGGAAGGCCGCAUUCCCGGCGCGCCUGCAAGGGCAGUUCGGGGGGAAGCGCUUCAUACCCGCCGACCCACCGGACUUCUUAAACUACGAGGGCUGCGAGCUUUUACUGAUAUCAGCGUCGGACGAUAUCGAAGAGGAGUUGGGAUUGGAGCUGAAGACGGAGUGCGAGGCUGACGCCGACUGCUCGGAUCUGCUGCAGAUGUUCGGAGAGGCAGCAGCCACCAAGCCACUGCUCAGUGGAACCUGGGUCUAAUCUAGAAUUGAUUCUGCUUCUGCCAAGAGCCGCUGCUUGCUGUGCUUUUUUUUUUUCCCCAAUAAACUUGGCGAAGAAGGGAAGGUACAAACAAUUUUGGACUUUGAUCGUGUAUGUGCGAAGUUCGAUCACUUUGUAAGUUUGGCGGCUUUGUUUUGGGUUUUCCGACAUGUGCAGAAAAAAAAGAACUAACUAACCGAUGUUUUUGGCGUGGCGUUUUCAGCAGAUAUGACUAAUGUAAAUUCUCGUUAAAUAGUAUUUGAAGUUGCCAGAGUGUAGUUUCUGCCUCUUACGCAAUUUUACCUGUUAUUUUUUUCUUUUUUCUUUUUUCUUUUUUCUGUUUCUGAAGUCGAACUAUUGGUUUCCAGCAGAUACUCUCACUGCCUCACCUGCGUAAACGCUU